AUGUCAGAGAAAGAAGAAGGAGUUUUCCGUUCAGCGGAGAUGUCAUUGGUUCAAUUGUAUGUUCCUACUGAAAUCUCCCGUGAAGUUCUUUAUGACAUUGGAAAAUUAAACUUAAUUCAAUUCAGGGACUUGAAUUCUAAAAUAAGUGAAUUUCAAAGGUCAUUUGUAAAUGAAUUAAGAAAGUUAGAUAAUGUUGAAAGACAAUACAUUUUCUUUAAGAAUGAAUUGGAUAAGAAAAGUGUUGAAUUGAAAAAGUAUCCAUAUGAACAAGAAUUCAAUAAAAUCUGUGCCCAACUGGAUAUUGAUGAAUUAACCGAAAAUGGUCAAUUAUUGGAAGAUAGAGUUGGUCAAUUGAUUGAAUCUUUAUAUAAUUUAUAUGAAAAGGAAAAAUCUUUGAAACAAUUCAAAUAUUCCGUUCAAUCAGUUGAUAAUUUCUUCAAACUUAAUGCUUCAAAUUUACCUUCAUCUCAUGAUAAUGAACAUGAUCAUUUAUUGAAUAAUUUAGAAUCAGGUACUCAAUAUACUAGUGAAAUGAACACUUCAUCUUUCAUUUCUGGAGUUAUUAGUCGUGAUAAAGUUCAAGUUUUACAACAAAUUUUAUGGAGAGUGUUAAGAGGUAAUUUAUUUUACUAUACUGAAGAAUUACCUGAAUUAAUUUAUGAUGCUAAAUCUGAAACUAAAGUUGCUAAGAAUACUUUCAUUAUAUUCUCCCAUGGUCAAUUAAUUCAUCAAAGAAUCAAAAAGAUCUGUGAAUCUUUAGAUUGUGAUUUAUAUAAUGUUGAUUCAACUGAAGAUUUAAGAUCUCAACAAUUAGAAGAAAUUAAUGGCAAUUUAAGUGAAUUGGAUAUCGUUUUAGAUCAAACUGAUGUAGCUUUGAAUUCAGAAUUAAUUGCUAUUUCCAAAGAUUUAUCUAAAUGGUGGGAAAUUGUUGCAAGAGAAAAAGCUGUUUAUAAAAUUAUGAAUCGUUGUGAUUAUGAUGGUUCGAGAAAAACUUUAGUUGCUGAAGGUUGGAUUCCAAAAGAUGAAAUUGACACUUUGAAUUCAACUGUUAAACAAACUUCAAAUACUUUACCAAUCAUUGUUAAUAUUUUGGAAACUACAAGAACUCCUCCAACUUUCCAUAGAACUAAUAAAUUCACUGCUGCUUUCCAAGCUAUUUGUGAUGCUUAUGGUGUAGCUACUUAUAGAGAAGUUAAUCCUGGUUUACCAACAGUUAUUACUUUCCCUUUUAUGUUUGCUAUUAUGUUUGGUGAUUUAGGUCAUGGUAUUAUCUUAUCAUUAGCUGCUUUAGCUUUAGUUUUGAACGAAAAGAAAAUCGGUGCUAUGAAAAGAGAUGAAAUCUUUGAUAUGGCUUAUUCUGGUCGUUAUAUCUUAUUAUUAAUGGGUUUAUUCUCCAUUUAUACUGGAUUCUUAUAUAAUGAUGUUUUCUCCAAAUCAAUGUCAUUUUUCAAUUCUGGUUGGAAAUGGCCUGAAGAAUUUGAAAUCGGUGAUAACAUCUCAGCUGAACAAAUUGGCGUUUAUCCAAUUGGUUUAGAUCCUGCUUGGCAUGGUACUGAAAAUAAUUUAUUAUUCACUAAUUCCUAUAAAAUGAAAUUAUCUAUUUUGAUGGGUUAUUUACAUAUGAGUUAUUCAUAUGUUUUCUCAUUAGUUAAUUAUAUUCAUUUUAAAAGUAUGAUUGAUAUUCUUGGUAAUUUCGUUCCUGGUUUAUUAUUCAUGCAAGGUAUUUUCGGUUAUUUAUCCCUUUGUAUCGUUUAUAAAUGGUCAAUUGAUUGGUAUGCUAUUGGUAAACAACCUCCAGGUUUAUUGAAUAUGUUAAUUUCCAUGUUCUUAUCUCCUGGUACUGUUGAAGAACCUUUAUAUUCUGGUCAAGCUUCAAUUCAAGUAAUAUUAUUAAUUGUUGCUUUGAUUUGUGUUCCUUGGUUAUUAUUAUUAAAACCUUUAUACUUCAAGAGAAAAUUCGACCAAGAAGCUAAGUAUAAACAAUUAAAUGAUGAUAGUAAUGACGAAUCAUUAGUUGAAUCUCAUGAAGGUGAUGAUGAUGAAGAACAUGAAGAACAUACUUUUGGUGAUAUUAUGAUUCAUCAAGUUAUUCAUACCAUUGAAUUCUGUUUGAAUUGUGUUAGUCAUACUGCUUCAUAUUUAAGAUUAUGGGCUUUAUCUUUAGCUCAUGCUCAAUUAUCAACUGUUUUAUGGACCAUGACCAUUGGUAAUGCAUUUGGUGCCACUGGUAUUGCUGGAGUUUUAAUGACAGUUUUAUUAUUCGGUAUGUGGUUUAUCUUAACUGUAGUUAUCUUAGUUGUUAUGGAAGGUACUUCUGCCAUGUUACAUUCUUUGAGAUUGCAUUGGGUUGAAUCAAUGUCUAAAUUCUUCGAAGGUGAAGGUCAUCCAUAUGAACCUUUUGGUUUCGAAGGUCUUUUGGACGAAUACAUCUAG
Molecule: messenger RNA, 2433 nt
Organism: Yamadazyma jaroonii
Lineage: Eukaryota; Fungi; Ascomycota; Pichiomycetes; Serinales; Debaryomycetaceae
Source: the annotation of a GenBank genome assembly